Aspergillus udagawae is the source of this 489-nucleotide messenger RNA. RefSeq lists its product as uncharacterized. NCBI's taxonomy places the organism in Eukaryota, Fungi, Ascomycota, Eurotiomycetes, Eurotiales, Aspergillaceae. The record is from RefSeq and is a predicted model, not a curated record. The coding region runs from base 1 to 489 and encodes 162 amino acids. The transcript has 3 exons.
AUGCGGGCUCAGCGGGACCACGAAUAUCCUCCCACCGCUGCAAGAGCCCCAGACCCAUACAAGAACAACCUCACAUUCUGCAUCUCCGAACCGACGUAUACGGCGGUUUCUGGGGAUACCCGUGAUUCGAUCUCGCUGAAGUACAGUGUGUCACCUGCCUCGCUGUACAUGGGCGACCCAAUCUCCAUGACUGCCGCAACAUCCCCACCGGCAUGGAACUUUACAUCCCGCUCUCUUGCAAUCCCACCUAUACUCUUAAAGACAACGACACAUGUAUUUUUGUCGAAGCCUCCCUCGGCUUACCAUACUCAACCGGUUUAUGGGCAUGUUCUCUGUGGUGCUCCACAAGGGGGCGCUGCAACCGGUGCUGCUCCUCCGCCCGGCGUGACCUCUCUGCCACAGACGGGCAGCUACACUGAAACCGCACCUCCUACCAACGCCACGGUGGCCAAGAGCACGACGUUCAGAGGGGGCAAAUGGAGACUGUGA